Marmota monax (woodchuck) is the source of this 3341-nucleotide messenger RNA. It is a transcript of the gene Pex13, whose product is annotated as peroxisomal biogenesis factor 13. The coding region runs from base 83 to 1294 and encodes 403 amino acids. The transcript is spliced from 4 exons. Lineage: Eukaryota; Metazoa; Chordata; Mammalia; Rodentia; Sciuridae. Gene Ontology annotation, biological process: protein import into peroxisome matrix, docking. Gene Ontology annotation, cellular component: peroxisomal importomer complex; peroxisomal membrane; peroxisome. The record is from RefSeq and is a predicted model, not a curated record. Gene Ontology annotation, molecular function: protein binding.
AUAAUGCCUGACGCUCGAGGUGCUGGUGUACCAGGGCCUGCACAGUCCCGGUGCGGAGCGGGAGCCGAGCGGAGGGGGAGAGAUGGCGUCUCAGCCUCCUCCUCCCCCGAAACCCUGGGAGACCCGCCGGAUUCCAGGAGCUGGGCCGGGACCGGGACCCGGCCCCACUUUCCAAUCUGCUGACUUGGGUCCUGCUUUAUUGACAAGGCCUGGACAACCAACACUUACCAGAGUGCCCCCACCUAUUCUUCCAAGGCCAUCACAGCAGACAGGAAGCAGCAGUGUGAACACUUUCAGACCUGCAUAUAGUUCAUUUUCGUCUGGAUAUGGCACCUAUGGAAAUUCAUUUUAUGGAAGCUAUAGUCCUUAUAGUUAUGGAUAUAAUGGGUUGGGCUAUAACCGCCUCCGUGUAGAUGAUCUUCCACCCAGUAGAUUUGUUCAGCAAGCUGAAGAAAGCAGCAGAGGUGCAUUUCAGUCCAUUGAAAGUAUUGUACAUGCCUUUGCCUCUGUCAGUAUGAUGAUGGAUGCUACUUUUUCAGCUGUUUAUAACAGUUUUAGGGCUGUAUUGGAUGUAGCAAAUCACUUCUCCCGAUUAAAAAUACACUUUACAAAGGUUUUUUCAGCUUUUGCAUUAGUUAGGACUAUAAGAUAUCUUUAUAGACGGUUACAGUGGAUGAUGGGUUUAAGAAGAGGCUCUGAGAAUGAGGACCUGUGGGCAGAAAGUGAAGGAACUGUGGCUUGUCUUGGUGCGGAGGACCAAGCAGCUAACUCAGCAAAAUCUUGGCCAAUAUUUUUGUUUUUUGCUGUUAUCCUCGGAGGUCCUUAUCUCAUCUGGAAACUUUUAUCUACCCACAGUGAUGAAGUAACAGACAACAUCAACUGGGCAAAUGGUGAGGAUGACCAUGUAGUUGCUAGAGCAGAAUAUGAUUUUGCUGCUGUAUCUGAAGAAGAAAUUUCUUUCCGUGCUGGUGAUAUGCUAAACUUAGCUCUCAAAGAACAACAACCCAAAGUGCGUGGUUGGCUUCUGGCUAGUCUUGAUGGUCAAACAACAGGACUUAUACCUGCGAAUUAUGUCAAAAUUCUUGGUAAAAGAAGAGGUAGAAAAACGGUGGAAUCAAGUAAAAUUUCUAAGCAGCAACAAUCUUUUACCAACCCAACACUAAUUAAAGGAGCCACGGCUGCCAAUUCUUUGGAUGAACAGGAAGCUGCCUUUGAAUCUGUUUUUGUUGAAACUAAUAAGGUUCCGAGUGCACCUGAUUCCUCAGGGAAAAGUGGAGAUAAACAAGAUCUUUGAUAUCUUUCAUAUUUGAGUGCAGUUGAACAAUACUUUGGAAUUCUUUUUAAAAUUAUUUCUUAAAAAAAUUAAUCUUCAAUUGAAGGAAAAUAUUUGUUAUUAUCUAUUCCAGGUGUUUUGCUGCUAGAAAUUAUUAAAGUUCUAAAUGGGAAUUAUUAAAGUUCUAUGUAUUUUACACUAGUUGGUCGAGUGACCUGGUUAUACUUUACAAUUUAUUGGACCAUGAGGUGGGCUUUUAAGAUUAUGGAAAGCUGUCAUUUUCAUCAUAUUUAAAUCCUAAAUUUAUUUGAAAAAUAAGACUGAUGAAUUGUAGAAUGCAUGGUUUACAACAUAAGGAAUCAUUAGUGCUUCUAAAAGUUCUAGAUUAAUUGAAAUCUUUAGAAAUUGGGUGAUAACAAAUAUGAAAACAGGCAAAAAGGCUAAUGGUUUAUACUCUUAAGUAAACUGAAUAAUAAAAAUUUUCUGAUCUGUGUUUUAUCCAGUGUUAGGUUUACUUUAUGUAGUAGUAUGUUUUUACCCACAGUUGACGUUAUCUUUUCUUGUAUUUAUAAAAAUUCAACUUGAAAAGGUCAUUAGAAGCUUAAUGAAGGAAAUGGUUCUAGAAUGAUAGAGUAUAAUUCUUUAUCCUUUGCAAUACAACUAGUUUUCAUUCUGGACAAAUCAGAAGAUAUGAAAGAUUUACAUUUUUCUCCAACAAAGACUCAAGUCUUUUGAGUUUGUACUUAAUAAUAUGAUCAGUUCUAAUAGUAAUGAUUUUUAAUCUUUUCAUAUAGUCUCUGCUUCUACCUAGGGCAGAAAUUUCAUAUUCUGGAUGUUCAUUAACACUGAAAAUGUGUCAUAUUGACUAUGCAUUUCUUUUAGAUUUAGUUUUUACUCCUGAAACUAUAAAUAAAAUAUUCAUUUGCCAUUUAGAAUGUAAUAGUACUAUUUGUUUGUUUUAUGCUUAAUAAUGAUCUUAAACAAGUUUUAGUACACUGAAUAUUUCCCCAUAAAAUUGGAAAAUUCAUACACUUGCUGUGAUCAUACUACAGAUUAAUACUAUCAGGAAUAUAGGUAUGCAAGAAUACAUUUAUAAAUAUUGUCAAAAAUUUUUAUAAAAAUUGUGAUUUAGUAUUUUUAUCUUUCUUAUAGAUUUGUGUUUUUCAAACAAGUAACUCAAGAAUAGUUCAGAUUAAACUAUAUCUAUAUACCCAGAAUACAACUUUGCUAACAGCUUCUUAGGAAGCCCUUUUUUGAAAUGACAAUAUGGUAACAAACAUAUUAUUUAAAAUGGAAAUCUUUACCCUGUGCAGAAAAAAAUAAGUACAUGUAGUAAAAUUUAUUAUCUUAUACCUAUUUUUCUAAUAUAUACAUAUUAGCCCUCAAAUUAAAAAGGUAAAAGUUUCUCAUUGUUUUUCAUUUGUUUUACAAUUAAAGAUUCUUCUUUGAAUUGUUAAAGACUAAUUUAUGGAAAUUUUGUUCUUGAAGCACAUUUUUAAUAAAACAAAUUAUUAACAUUUGGUCUUGAGAUAUCUAAAUUGAAUGCUAGAAAUAAAUAAAUGUUUUGUCAGCAUUACUUAGGUUAGAAAAGUUGAGGAAUUAAGAUAAUAUUUGUGACAGCUGUUAAAGAUGUAUAAGGAAAGGAGUAUAGUACAAAAUGAAGGAAAACAAUUUCACCUUUCUUUGGUUAAGUACGCUAUACAGCAGGUGAUAUCUAACUUCUAACUUUGUUUAACAGUUCUCUUUCUAUUAAAACUCUAGAAGAGUGCUACUUUAUAGAAACCAAAUUUUAAGUUAAAUAAAUCAUAAGUCAUAGUAAGGAAACAAUUUUCUAAUUUAUCUGAUGACAUUUUAUUUAUUCGAGAAAGAAAAAAGUAACAAGGACUAUAAAUUUUCAUGUCAUUUAGGUAUUUGAUUUAGUCUGUCAGUGUAGCAAUUAAACAUUAACUUGAAGAGAGCUAUCCUUAUUUGGUGCUUUCUUUAAUGGAAAAAAGAGCAAAUUGCAGUUAAAUCUUUAUUUUACAGACUGUGAACUUUUACUAGAGAAAUAAAAAUAUAUUAAGCUUGA